ACCUGCGAUCUUUCCAUAUUUCGGCUAUCCUUUUCCCCUCUUCUCCCGCCCCGGCUUUUCCCAUCGGCCCCUGCGGGGCGGGGCAGCCAAAGUGGCUCUGUCCUGCCUGGCAACGGAAGAGCGGCUACAGGCGGAAAGCGAAGGGAGGAAGAGCGGAAUGAAUGGUGCCGACUCGGCGGCUGCGGGUUCAUGUGGCGCUUGCUCUGGGGGACGCUGAGAGGCCUUCCCGGCCUGAGGAGAAGGGUGGCCACCAGGCAGCGCCUGAGCGGUCGGGGUCCCGCUAGCGCCGCCAUGGAGCGGGCCGUGGUGCGCUGCGUCCCCGCCGAGCCUAAACUCAGCGUCUCGUUCGUACUAGGCGACGGCAGUGCCCGGCACAUGCAGCGGGACCAGGCGGAGCCUCUGGGCCGAGCGCUCGCUCGCAUCGCCAACAACGCCAGUAAAGGCCACGCCAAGGCGGCCAAGAAGAGCAAGAAGGCGCGGGCCGAGGCGGAGGCCGGGACCCCGCUGACGGCCCCGCCGCCGCCCGCCGUGUGCCUCUUCUCCCAGGACGGCGAGGCCGUGGACGAGGACGUGCCCAACGCGGAGGCCUGGCAGGACGGCGCUGUGCUGCAGAUCGGCGAGGCCCGCUACCGCGUGGAGCGCAACCCGCCCGCCGUGACGGAGCUCCAGCUGCCGCGCUCGCUCCUGGCCGGCUUCCCCUUGUGCCCCAAUCUCCGCACCGAGUUCGGCUCUGCCCGCGACUGCCUCUUCCGCUGGUUCCAGGAGCAGAAGGCCGAGCCGGCGGGGUCAGCGUCGGCGGCGUCGGCUGGGGGCGCCGGCUGGGUGGAAGCCCCUGGCGGCACCGAGCGCGUCUUCACGCCGAGCAACGCGCACAUUGGAUUACGCCUCAAGCUCGUCUGCACCCCGGGCAACAGCCAGCGGCGUUACGGGCUGGCCCGCGAGGUGGAGAGCAGCGGCCCGGUGGAGGCCGGCCCGGGCGCCUGCACUUUCGACGCGCGGCAUCUCUACACCAAGAAAGUAACCGGGCCGGGCCUCAUCCGCACUGUCACUUAUAACAUCCUGGCCGACAUCUAUGCCCAGACCGAGCUUUCCCGGACGGUGCUCUAUCCCUACUGCGCUCCCUAUUCGUUGGAGCUCGACUACCGGCAAAACCUGCUCAAGAAGGAGUUGGCCGGCUACAGCGCCGACAUCAUCUGCCUGCAGGAAGUGGACAAGUCGGUCUUCACUGACAGCCUGGGCCCUGCUCUUGAUGCCUUCGGCCUGGAGGGUGUUUUCAAGCUCAAGGAGAAGCAGCAUGAGGGCCUGGCCACUUUCUACCGAAGGGACAAGUUCAGUCUUCUCAGCCAGCACGACAUUGCCUUAAACCAGGCUCUGCUUGAAGAUCCCUUGCACAAAGAACUGCGAGACAAGCUGGCCCCCUAUCCCCAGGUGCAGGAAAAAGUGCUCCAGCGAUCAUCUGUGUUGCAGGUUUCCAUUCUUCAGUCUACAAAUGAUCCUUCAAGAAAGAUUUGUGUUGCCAACACCCACCUGUAUUGGCACCCAAAAGGUGGAAACAUCCGUCUAGUCCAAGCUGCAGUAGCACUGUCCCAUAUUAGGCAUGUAAUGCAUGACAUGUAUCCUGCUACACCUCUCAUAUUCUGUGGGGAUUUUAAUAGCACACCAUCAACUGGAACAUACAGUUUUGUCAAUAGUGGCACUAUUGCUGAAGAUCAUGAGGACUGGGGCUCAAAUGGAGAAGAACAGCGGUGUACUAUGUCUUUAACCCAUCCAUUCAGACUUAAAAGUGCUUGUGGAGAACCAGCCUACACUAAUUAUGUCGGAGGCUUCCAUGGAUGUUUGGACUACAUUUUCAUUGAUGCAAACGCUUUGGAAGUUGAACAAGUAAUUCCACUGCCAAGUCAUGAAGAAGUAACCACUCAUCAGGCUUUACCAAGUGUUUCACACCCCUCAGAUCAUAUAGCACUAAUAUGCGACUUAAAGUGGAAAUAGACUAAAACAAAAAGGGUCUUUGCAUAUGUUCCUUCCUCUUAAGCAAGGAAUUUGGGUUGCUGUAGGAGAAUUCAACUUGAUCUCAAGUUUUGACAAAGAAGAAUUGGAUAAAAAGUGUUUACAUGCCUAUUAAUAACAUGCCAAAUUUUCAGCUAUUUGUAACUGGUCAUAAUUCUCAUAUCCAGAGUGUUCUUACAGCCAGUGCUCUGGUUUUUUUUAAUUAUUAUUCUAAUAAGGAAAGGAGUCGAUGUUUAGUACUCUUUUAAAGUUGAAUUGUCCUAUUACCUUUUCAGGUGCUUUUAAAAUGGUGGAUAAAAGUAUUUUGUUUAAACUGAAUUUAUAUAAAAAUUGGAACAACUGGAAGGUUUUUGGUAAAUAGCAUACGCUAUCAAACUAUUGUUCUUGCCUUCUGAGGAGAAGGUAUUCCUUGACAACUUGCCAAAAUUGUGUAAAUGUAUGCUGCCCCUAUAAAACUAUCCAUAUUAAUUUAGCAUUCCAAAAAUGAUUUGGCACAAUUACCUGAUCUCAGGUGUUCUAUGGGGAAAAAAUUGUUCAUGUAAACCAUAAUAAUUGUGCUUAAAUAAAAAAAAUCAUGACUAUG
Molecule: messenger RNA, 2590 nt
Organism: Elgaria multicarinata webbii
Lineage: Eukaryota; Metazoa; Chordata; Lepidosauria; Squamata; Anguidae
Gene: PDE12
Product: phosphodiesterase 12
Exons: 3
Coding region: 190-1989 (599 amino acids)
Biological process (GO): nuclear-transcribed mRNA catabolic process, deadenylation-dependent decay
Cellular component (GO): mitochondrion
Molecular function (GO): 3'-5'-RNA exonuclease activity
Source: RefSeq, a predicted model, not a curated record